AUGUGGAGAAACAAUUCUAAAAAUAAAUACUCAGCAUCAAGAUAUAAGAAUCAGAAAAGUACUAAAACAAAAAUAUCAAAGAGAGAACUUCUCACCGAACUUCAGAAGAAGCAAAAAUAAAGAGAUUAAGGCCAAUCUCGAUCAGAAUAUGAAAAUGAAUCAGAAAAUUACCGAUUUAUUAAUUAACAAAGACAAUAAAUUUGCAAUAAAAGCACUUAGACAAAUAAAGCGAAAUGCCUUAAAGACUAUUAAAUAAAUUCGGGGAGAACACUAAACAGAGGAAUCAUGCAUCGCAACUCAACUCUACUCUAAAGCUACCUGCAAGUGAGGAACAAAACUUAUUAGCCCAACAUCCGUAUGCAUCGAAAUCGCCUGAGAGAGAUUUCAAUAACAUUAACUCAGCAAAGUUGGACAAAAUGGCUUCCAGAAAAUAAAAACAACAAAAGCGUUUGAGUGAAUGCUGAUAAGCUCGAUGACAGAGUUUCUCUACCGAAGUUAGAUCCUCCCAACGAUCAGCUGUAUAAUCAGUACUCCUACUUUAAAAGCAGGGAGAACUCUUUAGGUACGAACUCAAUAAUUGCAGACAAGUAUAAACAUAGAAGAAGCAUUGCUCACAAAUAAAAGUCAGCAUGUUGACAUUAAUUUGUCAAAACUAAUAUUGGACAAUGCUAAGAUGGAUGAGAAGCUUCACAAUAAUGAAAGGAUGAAGAUCAUGCGCACUCAAGCAAGCUUGAAGGAGGAACUUCUCAAGCAAACCCAGCAAAAUAACGAAAUGAAGCGGCAAAUAAAACAGUUCAACACAAUCACUGACCAAGAUUAUCUCAAACUAGGUGAAAGGCAGGAGAUGAAGAAUUUAUGUGAUCAGCAGCACAAGAAACACCAGAUUUAUGACAUCCGCAAAGUUAACCAAGAUAUUAGCAAAUUCAAGAAGCUUCGGAAAUCAUCCCAGAAGAUGAAUGAGCAGAAGAAAGAGCUGUUUGCUAUCCAGGAAGCUCAGAAGCAGUAUAAAGAUGACAUUCAAAAAUAUCGUCAAGCAAAACAGCAGAAAAUGCUAGAUUUUAAGAAUGAGAUGGACAAGGCAGUCAAGCUCAAGGCUGCCAAAGCUAAUGAGGAUGGAGCUAUCAGCAUAAAGUGGGAUGAAAAAAUGUUCAAGAGUUUAUACAAGUCAAAGCCAGGGUCGAUUCUGGACUACUUCUUCCAGACUAAGGAUCAGAGAGGCUACGAAUGUCCUAUCAUGAGGCAGAAAAAGACUGAUAUCCAAAACACUUACUUUUCAUUUGACUCUCGAAGUCCCACACUUGAGUAGCUUGGAG
Messenger RNA from Moneuplotes crassus, 1313 nucleotides. Lineage: Eukaryota; Ciliophora; Spirotrichea; Euplotida; Euplotidae. The record is from the annotation of a GenBank genome assembly.